Messenger RNA from Symbiodinium sp. CCMP2592, 996 nucleotides. The record is from the annotation of a GenBank genome assembly. Lineage: Eukaryota; Dinophyceae; Suessiales; Symbiodiniaceae.
AUGGCCCCACCGCCGGUCCACCCGGAGGUGAAGACGCUCAAGGAGCGAGGGGAUCAGGCCUAUGCCGGCCGGGACUUCGCAGCAGCAACAGAGUGCUAUUCAGAAGCCCUGGAAAGCACCCAGGAUGCUGUCGUCCUUUCAAACCGCUCUGCGACAUAUGCGCAGCGGCGACGGUUUGACAAGGCACUUUUAGACGCAGACAAGGCCCUCAAGCUUUGCCCGGGCUGGUCUCGCCUGUACCAUCGUCGUGGGCACGCUCUGUUCCACUUGGGGCGUUACAACGAGGCGAUGGCUGCGUUGGAGGAGGGAUUGAAGCUUGAUGGACAGGACAAAGUACUGCUGGAGGCCAUUGCCAAGAUGAAAGAGUACACUGCGCCAGGCGAUGAUUUCUGGGUUCCAGAGCAGCCGGAGCCAAAGGCUGUCGUGAAAGAACAGCCCAAGCCCAAGGAGGCGCCGGUGAAGGAGGCGGCAAAGGACGCCUCCGCAGAAGCGAAAGCGCCAGCCAAAGGCGCACGAGCAGGGGCCUUCUCGCAGGCUCGCGCGAAGGCCAACACAGACUCGAAGGCGGAAGGCACAAAGCCAGCUCAAGGGAAAUCCGCCGAAGAGCUGCGAGAAAAGGGCAAUUCCUUGUUCCGAGAAGGCAAUCAUUCCAAGGCCGUUCGCGCUUAUGACGAGGCGAUUCGAGCCGACUCGAGCGAUGCCAGAUGUUGGGCAAACCGUGCAGCUGCCCAGAUGGCCAUGCUGUCCGAGUUUGGUCAGGGGCUCUCGCCGGCGGCCAUGCGCACAAAUCCUUACUUUACCAACUCCAUGAACGACCUCAGCGAGAGCUUGAAGUUGGAUGCCAAGUACACCAAGGCCUGGGCACGCAAGGGCCAGCUGCAUGCCAUGGCAGCGGAGUACAGCGAUGCUCUGGCUGCGUAUGACCGUGGCCUCGCGGUGGACCCGACGCAUCCUGAUUGCCUCGCUGGCCGCCGGUUCUGUCAAACCCGGACAUGA